GAAUUUUAAAAUUUCUUAAUUAUCAUCGCAUUUCUUGUAUUAUUUAUUGUUAUUUCUUACUUCGAUUAGUUGCUGUUAGUAUAAAGUUUUGUGGAAAUUCGUGUUGACUGCCCAGAGUCCACGAAUUUCUUAUCUCUAUUACACCCUUGCGGGAGUGUCGAUAUAUCAGUGUUUCCUGUAGAAAGUGGAGGCUGUAAAGAUGUCUCAAACGCUGACAUUCGGUGACUCAUGCGCUCCAAUCACUUGCCAUGCAUGGAACAAGGAUAGAACUCAAAUCGCGUUCUCUCCUAAUAACAAUGAGGUACAUAUCUACCAGAAAGAGGGCAAUGAUUGGAAGCAAACCAACAACCUCGCCGAACAUGACCUGACGGUCAUGGGCAUUGACUGGGCACCCAACACCAACCGCAUCGUCACCUGCUCUGUCGACCGCAACGCGUACGUGUGGACCCAGGGCGAGGACGGCAAGUGGACCACUACUUUAGUACUUCUCCGCAUCAACCGAGCUGCCACUUGCGUGAAAUGGUCUCCGAUGGAAAAUAAGUUUGCUGUCGGAUCUGGCGCCCGUCUGAUCUCUAUUUGUUACUUUGAGAAGGAAAAUAACUGGUGGGUCUCUAAGCAUAUCAAGAAGCCUAUCCGUUCUACUGUGACUACUCUGGAUUGGCAUCCAAAUAAUAUACUGUUAGUUGCUGGGUCCGCAGAUUUUAAGGUGAGGGUGUUCUCUGCUUAUAUCAAGGACAUUGAAGACCAGCCUGGACCAAAUGUGUGGGGUACUAAGCUGCCUUUAGGCCAGCUUCUUGCGGAGUUCCCUAAUUCUCCUUCGGGCGGCGGCUGGGUCCAUAGCGUAUCCUUUUCUGCUGAUGGCAACAAAGUGGCCUGGGUCGGCCAUGACAGCUCGAUCAACGUUGCUGACGCUAAUCAGAAGAAGGAAGUCAUUAAACUGAAGACUGAAUAUCUGCCAUUCUUGGGAUGCAACUGGGUGACCAACAACUCCCUUGUGGUGGCAGGCCACAGCUGCAUUCCAUUACUCUACUGCCAUGAUGGAAAUGGAUUGAAGUUUGUUGCCAAGCUGGAUAAUACUCAGAGGAAGGAGUCUGGAGGGCUUUCAGCCAUGAAGAAGUUCCAAAGUCUUGACCGGCAGGCCCGGAUUGAGACUAAUGACACUUUCUUGGACUCUAUCCAUCAGAAUGCUAUAACUAGCAUCAAUUUGUACAAGGGCACAAAGGCUAAUGCCAAGAAAUUCAGCACAUCCGGCAUGGACGGACAACUUGUUAUCUGGGAUUUAGAUUCCCUCGAGAGGUCCAUUGAGGGUCUGAAAAUUCAAUAAAACAACACCAGAUUAA
This is a messenger RNA of Cydia pomonella (codling moth), 1340 nucleotides long. RefSeq names its product actin-related protein 2/3 complex subunit 1A-B (gene Arpc1). NCBI's taxonomy places the organism in Eukaryota, Metazoa, Arthropoda, Insecta, Lepidoptera, Tortricidae. The coding region runs from base 200 to 1324 and encodes 374 amino acids. Gene Ontology annotation, molecular function: actin filament binding. The record is from RefSeq and is a predicted model, not a curated record. Gene Ontology annotation, cellular component: actin cytoskeleton; Arp2/3 protein complex. Gene Ontology annotation, biological process: Arp2/3 complex-mediated actin nucleation. The transcript is spliced from 3 exons.